Molecule: messenger RNA, 1404 nt
Organism: Metopolophium dirhodum (rose-grain aphid)
Lineage: Eukaryota; Metazoa; Arthropoda; Insecta; Hemiptera; Aphididae
Exons: 5
Coding region: 1-1404 (467 amino acids)
Source: RefSeq, a predicted model, not a curated record
AUGCCAAGGGACUCAAAAUACAAAUAUUGUUUUGUAUCGAAGUGUACAAAUACUUCGACAAAAUGCCCUAAUAAACGAUUUUUGAGCGUUCCUUAUGAUGCUAAACGGAGAUUAUUGUGGUUUAAAGUAGCAAGACGUAAUGAUACGGCAAAAUCUAAAACACAUCAUGAUUGUUGUGAAGAUCAUUUUGUUUUAGAAGAUGAUUUAGAUAAUUAUAUUCAAUUUAAGCUUAUGGGAGCAUCAAUACUUAAACUGAAGAAAAAUAUUGUACCACAUAUUUUUGAUUGUCAGGUUGAUCGUAAGCAAGCAUUAACAUCAAACCCUCGACCAUUGCAUAGUAAAAGAAUCCGAAAAAAUAUCAUUGAUACCGCUAUACAAAAUCAAUCUUGUAUGACAGAAGAACAUAUUGAUACAGUUAUACCUGAUGCUGAAAUAAUAAUUGAAGAUUUCCAACAGUCUGAUAAACAAACAAAAGAAAUUGGUAUACAAGUAAAUUUAAACAGUAAAACGGUUCCUAAAUCAACUAGAAGCAAGGGAACACAGUGUGAUAUCAGUGUGGAGUUUCAAACUGAAAAUACUAUAGUUGAUAAGUUGACUUUAAAUGUAAAUAAAUCUAAUAGUAAAACACAUGAAUGUACCUCAAUGUAUGGUUCAACUAGUAGUUCAAAUUCUGAGAGUGAGCUAGAUACUUCUAUGGAUAUUUCUAUUAAUUCUUUUUCUAGUAUUUCACAUACAAAUAACGAACAAAAAAAAUUCAAAGAUAUGAGCUAUGAAAUGACUUGUUUCUAUAUAAAAAAUAAGCCCAAAGCUUAUAUAGGUUUAAAUCCUGAUUGGUAUAAUCAAGGAUUUGUUGUAGGGAAGUCCGAGACGUAUAAGUUAAAAAGUAAAGGUGAAAUUUUUGAACCUUGUGGUACUCCUGCGUUAAUUUGUUUUGUUCCCGAUGUAGUAUCGUUGAUUCGAACUUUAAAGCAGCGAUCGGAGAGGUAUUCAGAUGUGCAAUCAAUUAUUGAUUGCUUAGAAAUAGAAAUUCCUAAGCCAUCCAAUCCUAUAGAACAAUCAUUGACAUGGUCUGAUUAUAAAAAAUGCAACACACUUAAAUAUUUAAUAUCAUCUACCCCAGAUGGGUUUAUUAAUUUUAUUUCUGAGGGCUAUGGUGGUAGAUCUAGUGAUGCUCUAUUAGUUGAGAAAUCUGGUUAUUUAGAAUGUCUUCCUGAGAACUGUACAGUCAUGGCUGAUAGAGGGUUCAAAAGUAUAGACUUUAUGUUGGAAAAACGAGUGUGUAAACUGGUUAGACCACCAAGUGUUUUUUCAAAUAAAAAGUCUACUAAAGAAGAAGUGCUUGAAACUAAACGUAUAGCUAGUUUGAGAAUACACAUUGAACGAUUUAGUUUCAAAUGUAGAUGA